UUGAAGAUCAGAAAGCUUAAAGCCUGGCCUAAGGACGGAUAGAUUGACGAAUCAGCGGGAAAAUGCGUCCUUAUUGCCAUCGGAAUUAAUUUUCGCAGUCCAAAACCGGACAGAAAGAAGGUUGGAUAUUCCGGACGAGGGAUGCGCUUUGGAUAUUUACAUUUUUUUAAAUUGUGGAUUAUACCACUGAGUGGACAAACUGUGGAAUCUAAGGAGCUGGCAUUUGUUUUCAUGGUUUAUUGAAACCACAAGGUAACAGCCACACAUUUCUGAAACAGGAAGUGAGCUUUCUGUGCUGACCAUGGCCCCUCGGGGACACCUGCUCCUGGGCUGCCUGCUAUUGGCCAGCGCGCUGCCGUGCGUCCGCGCCGUCGUCUUCCCUGAGGACUCCGCCCCACUGGACUCCGUGGACCACCACUACUCCCGACGGUAUCCUGUCUUCAGGGGCCGCCCCUCGGGCAAUGAAUCUCAACACAGACUGGACUUCCAGCUGAUGGCCAAGAUCCAGGACACACUCUUCAUCGCUGGCAGAGACCAGGUCUACUUAGUGAGUCUGCGAGAAUCGUACCGGAACGAAAUCAUCCCGUACAGGAAACUGACAUGGAGGUCUCGCCAAGAGGACCGGGAGACCUGUGCCAUGAAAGGCAAACACAGAGAUGAAUGCCAUAAUUUCAUAAAAGUGCUGGCCCCCAGAAAUGACGAUCUGGUUUUCAUCUGCGGAACCAACGGAUUUAACCCCAUGUGCAGGUUCUACCGGUUGGACAACCUGGAGUUUGACGGGGAGGAAAUAAGUGGUUUGGCAAGGUGCCCAUUUGACGCCAAACAGACCAAUGUCGCCCUGUUUGCUGACGGGAAGCUGUACUCUGCUACAGUGGCAGACUUUCUGGCCAGCGAUGCCGUCAUUUACCGCAGCAUGGGAGAUGGCUCCGCCCUCAGGACCAUCAAGUACGACUCAAAAUGGCUGAAAGAACCCCACUUUCUGCACGCAGUGAAUUAUGGGAAUUACGUCUACUUCUUCUUCAGGGAAAUCGCAGCAGAGUACAACAGCCUGGGAAAGGCGGUGUAUUCCAGAGUGUCCCGCAUAUGCAAGAACGACGUGGGCGGGUCCCAGAGAGUCCUGGAGAAACACUGGACCUCGUUCGUGAAGGCCCGGCUGAACUGCUCCGUCCCCGGGGAGUCCUUCUUCUACUUCGACGUGCUGCAGUCCAUCACCGAGAUCGUCGACGUCAACGGAGUCCCCACCGUGGUGGGCGUGUUCACCACGCAGCUCAACAGCAUCCCAGGUUCUGCGGUGUGCGCGUUCUCCAUGGCGGACAUCGAAAAGGCCUUCCAGGGCCAGUUUAAGGAGCAGAAAACAGCCGACUCGGUCUGGACGGCUUUCCCCGAACACAAGCUGCCAAAACCCAGGCCCGGCUGCUGUGCAGGACAUGGUCCCGCAGAGGGGUACAAAACCUCCAUCGAGUUCCCCGACGAAACGCUGCAAUUCAUCAAGUCCCACCCCCUGAUGGAUGCCGCUGUUCCCUCGGUCAACGACGAGCCCUGGUUCACAAAGACCCGCGUGCGGUACAGGCUGACGGCGGUAGCAGUGGACAACUCGGCCGGCCCGUACCAGAACUACACGGUGCUUUUCAUCGGCUCCGAAGCAGGCGUCGUCCUGAAGGUGCUGGCCAAGACUUCCCAGCAUUCCCUGAACGACAGCGUCUUGCUGGAGGAGAUCGACGUCUUCAACCGGGCCAAGUGUGCCUCGAGCAGCGAGGAGGACAGACGCGUGCUGUCACUGCACCUGGACACAGAGACGCACGGCCUGUACGUGGCCUUCUCCAGCUGCGUCAUCAGGAUGCCUCUCAGCCGCUGCCAACGCCACACCUCCUGCCACAAGUCCUGCAUCGCGUCGCGGGAUCCCUACUGCGGCUGGAUGCCACACCGGUCCUGCGAGAAGAUCCCGGCCGGCCAGCUAACCGGCUACGAACAGGACGUGGAGUACGGAAACACCGCUCGGCUGGGCGACUGUCACGAAUUUUUGGCAGCUACAUCUACGCCAGAUUACAAAUCAUUUGGCGACCCAACGUCUGACAUGGAGUUGUCGUCAGCGUCAGUCACAACGGUGACGACCGUCCCCGUAGCAACAACCCAAAUCACUACCGCUCAGACACCUGAAAUUAACAGUUCAAGGGAAUUUGUGCCCCGAGACGUCCCCACCAUCACUGCCCAGUCUUCUGGGGCCUUACCUGGUGUGCCUCAGGGUGUGUGGGAGGUGCAGUCGGGCGAGUCCAACCAGAUGGUCCACAUGAACGUUCUGAUCACCUGCGUUUUCGCCGCCUUCCUCCUGGGGGCCAUGAUCGCGGGGAUGACGGUGUACUGCUACCGGGACGCCUUCCUACAGAAGCCCAGGAGGAUCCAUAAGGACGGCGAGUCGGCGCAGUCCUGCACGGACUCCGCCGGAAGCUUCGCCAAGCUCAACGGCCUCUUCGACAGCCCGGUGAAGGACUACCAGCAGAGCAUGGACUCGCCCAAGCUCUACACCAACCUGCUCAACUCCGGCAAGGACCCGCUGUCCGGCUCGGACACCAAGGCCAUGAUGCUGGUGGGCCAGCCGCCGGAGCUGUCGGCCCUGCCCACCCCGGAGUCCACGCCCGUCCUGCAGCAGAAGAGCCUGCAGCCGAUCAGGAGCCAGUGGGAGAAGGCCCAGGGCAAGGUGCUGCCGUCUCGCCGGGACUCGUCGCCCAAAAGCCCGCAGUACUUUCCCUCCAGCCCGCCCCCGCACUCGCCCCUGGGCCACGGCCACAUCCCCAGCGCGGUGGUGCUGCCCAACGCCACGCACGACUACCGCGCCUCCUUCUCCAGCGGCAGCGACGCCUCGCGGGGCGAGCGCAAGCCGCAGAACGCCGAGCUCCCGGCCGGCUCCAGGCCCGGCAGGAAGGAGCACCGGCGGGCGGUGGAGACCCGCAACACCCUCAACGACCUCCUCAAGCACCUCACGGACGGCAGCGGGGGAGCGGGAGGUGGAGGUGGAGGAGGAGGAGGAGGAGGAGGAGGAGGAGGGGGCGGCGGGCACAAGGCCAUCCUGGUGGACCCGCCCAGCUCCCCCCGCCCGAACAUGAUGCUGGACCCCAUGAUGGGCUUGGAGGUCCCGCCUAAAGUGCCCAGCCGGGAGGCCUCGCUGUACUCGCCCUCCUCCUCGCUGCCCAGAAACAGCCCCACCAAGCGGGUGGACGUGCCCACCACCCCCACCUCGCCCCCGGGGCAGACUGACACGCUGGAGCGGCAGAGGGGCUACCAGCGCGCCUCCCAGAGGCACUCCAUAUCCGCCCUCCCCAAAAACUUCAGCUCCCCCAACGGGGUGGGGGUGGCCGUGUCGCGGCAGCCCAGCAUGAACAGAGGGGGCUACAUGCCCCCCACGCCCCCCUCCAGACUGGACUCGCACGGGGUGCCCCGGGGCAUGCACCCCCAGCCCUCCCUGUCCCGACAGAGCAGCUACAGCGGCCACGGGUCCCUGCCGCGCACGGGCGUCAGGAGGACGCCCUCGCUAAAGCCCGACGUCCCGCCCAAACCCAACGGGUUCGUCCCACAGACCGCCCAGAUCAGGGUCGUGAACAAGUACAGCUACUGAGAGGGCGACGGGGCGCUUAGUCAAAAUGGACUCCGGCCGUUAGCGGCCAAAGGGACUCCAGCCCCGAGGCCUGGAGGAUCCCCUGACCCCAGACCCACAUUCUAAGGAGAGGUUGGGGGGGAGGGGGAAUAUACAAGUGGCCAAAGAAGGAAAGACACUGUGGGAUCCAUCUAGUUUUCAUUUCAUUUUCUUGUCUUUCAAAAUUUUGAGUCGGGAGUUCUCUCCCACUUGGGAGGCCCCAAGAGGGACGCAACAAAAAAAAAAGCACGGAGGAGCUCCACUGCUUGGGUUUUCAAAAUGGCCGCUGUCGCUCUGGGAACAGAGAGAGCCGCUGGCUGAGAAUACUUGAAGAAUGGGUACCUUUUAUUCACUGCCACUGAGUGUCGUCUUCCCAGUAAAUGUGAACACAACAAAAAUUGUAUGCAUUUGACUCACCAUUUCAAGGAACAAAAAAAAGGGUUUCAGCCUUCCAAUGGCGAUGAGCCAGAUGUGGAAUGGGAAACACAUGGCUCUGAUAUCCACAAACCAAAAUGACGACCGUCAUCUGGCCGACUGUAGCAGAGACGCUGUGUUCGGGGCAGAGAGUCUGUCCUGUGUGGAACACAGGCACAGACCAAUAGGAAGCAGGCACACUGUCUGUCUGUGUGAGUUCACUUACGGUAACUUUCCGAGGUGCAUUUAAACUCUGUUUAAUGGACUCAGACCUUGGAUCUUCACUGAAGAUGAGCAAUGUCCCCUUGGAGUACAGUUUCGUCUCACUGGAAACUUUCCUGAAUGUUUUUUGCUGCUACCGGUUUAAACAGGGGAGGGAAAAUAACUAAGAGGUGGUUUUGUGCAUUUAGGACACAAGUAGCAUUGCGUUCGUGUAGCUCUGGUGGGUUUCUUUAAGGUGAGUGGUACGUAACUGGUGCACGUCUGGUUUUGAGGGAGUUAUUGCUGGACCAGGUGGUACUAGGGCAUGCUUGCAACCCACUCCCCCCCCCCCCCCACCCCUCCAAAAAAACAAAAGGCUUAGAAAGGAGUCUGUGAACCGCAGACGUCGUAUCUGUUAUGACGGCGUUUGGGUCCACCUGUCCUUCCCGUUCCUGGAAGCUAAAAGUCCAGCUACAUUCACAGUGAUUUCAGUCUAUGGCAGAGCAGGUCUGAGUUCUCAUUUCACCCUCUGUCCUGCAACUUUCAGCCCCUUUGAGAGAGGAUUAAUAGUGCAAUUAUUCCGAACAAAAAUUAACCAAUGUGUUCUGAAUGGUCAUGCUGGUAAUGACAGUGUGUUGAGUGCAUAUUAUGAAAUGUAUAAAUAUUUUUUAGGCGAGUUUAACGGAAUCAGUGCAUCGUGUGCCUUAUUCAGUGAACGAUGGUUAUACAAAAUACAAAUAAAAAUAAGUCUUGGGAAAAUGUCCACUGUUCUUUGAGCAUUACGCAUUUGGUGUGUAGGCCACCCCACUGGGCACACUGUGCGUUCCAAAAAAAGUUGGCUGGAACAGAGAGGCAACCUGCUGACCAAACAUUCCACCGCAGGGAAAACCUGACCUGAACCUUAAACCGAGGCAAGCCUCACCUGAACAGCGUAACAUCUGCUGUCUGGCCGGCCUCCUCUCCUUUGCUUCGAAAUAAUACAGGCUUCCAUCCUUCUCCACUCUGCAGACUUCCACCGGGUUCCUCGUCACCAUGGCGAGGUGCUGUGCUACUAGGGUGCCAUAACACGGUCCUAUCCAUUUCAGAGCUACUGGAGCCAAGCCCAGUCGACUGAGAACACAGCAGCUGUCCAUUCUAACAUAUAUAAAUGUAAAAACAACAACACCUCAAAUAAUAAAACAACAGAAAAAAAAACAAGCCAAUUUAAGUAUCGAUAACGUAAUUCAGUCACGCAGCCAAUUUGUUUUUAAAGGACAGCUGGACCUUGGCAGGUAUUAAUGGACAUCGACGAGCAGCGCAUUACGUUAGUUCUGGCCAGGAAAAGGAAUGCCUUCUGACCGUAGUCAAUUUUCCGCAAGGACUUUCAAACACUAAAACGUUUUUACAGCUGUUGCAUUGGAACUAUAUUGUUCUCUCCUAGUCUGCACACAUUUGGGCAAUUCCUUCAUCCCAUUUCAUUGUACAAUUUCACCAAUACGUUGGCUCCCAACAAGCGAACCCAACGUUAUUCUGUUUACAAGAAAUGUAUGUAUUCAAACAAUUGCCUAUUCAUCAAGUUGGAUGUCUCUACCUGCUAAUAACCUUUUUUUUGUUUUGCAAUAACAUGUGAACUGUCCAUGUGUUUGAAGCUUGGAGGUCUGUAAUGUCAAGCUGCCUUGUAUAUUGCAAUAUGACGUCAAGUCUUUGUGUUGCAGUUUGACUUCCUCAAGCCUUUCCAGUGCGAUUAAAUCAGAAUCGUUGACUUUUCUUUUUACUACUACAUGCAAAACCGUUGGCUGAAAUGCAGUUGUGUGUUUUACAGGACUAUUUUAACGUGUAGAUAAUGUUGUAAACAUGUACUGUGAAUGUGUAAAUAAUUAUGUUCAUUGUUUUUUAGAGUUUUUUUUAAACACAGCAUGUAUAGUUGAAAUAAAACAUUACUGCGCAGAAAAUGAA
Molecule: messenger RNA, 6178 nt
Organism: Conger conger (European conger)
Lineage: Eukaryota; Metazoa; Chordata; Actinopteri; Anguilliformes; Congridae
Product: semaphorin-6D-like
Exons: 19
Coding region: 302-3610 (1102 amino acids)
Biological process (GO): negative regulation of axon extension involved in axon guidance; axon guidance; neural crest cell migration
Molecular function (GO): chemorepellent activity; semaphorin receptor binding
Source: RefSeq, a predicted model, not a curated record